Molecule: messenger RNA, 2781 nt
Organism: Dicentrarchus labrax (European seabass)
Lineage: Eukaryota; Metazoa; Chordata; Actinopteri; Moronidae
Gene: cerkl
Product: ceramide kinase-like
Exons: 14
Coding region: 213-1868 (551 amino acids)
Molecular function (GO): kinase activity
Source: RefSeq, a predicted model, not a curated record
ACACCGGUGGACCUGCCGCGUGCCCGAGCAGUGAGUCCGGUAAAGCUGCUGCCUGUCACCAUAGCGACGAGACCCCGGAAAUACACUGUAACCUGCCGGUGGUGAUCAGCUUACUGCAUGUUUAUCUGCCGCUUUGUUUAUCAAAGAGGAACGAACUCAUACCCGCCGAGUUUGUUUGUUUGUUUAUUGGUUCGCGGGUGGAGUCAAUAAACAUGUCGGAGCCUGAGGAGGAGCUGCAGGGAGAGCCGAGAGACAGCACGAAGAAGAAGAAGAAAGAAAAACGAAGCGGGAAGAAGAAGAAGAAGCAGGAGAAGCGAGAGGAAGAAGAGCAGCAGCAGGUGGAGGAGGAGGAGGAGGAGGAAGAGGAGCAGAGUGAGUGUGUUCUGCUGCGUGGGAUCUUCAAACUGGGGAAGAAGAGUCACGAUGUCCUGCUCACCCGAACCAGACUAACUUGGACCCCCAUCACUCCGGAGACCCCCACAGCUGAGGUGUGCGUGCUGCCGCCAGGUGUGCUGCUGCUGCAGGAUGUGUUUGCGGUGAAGGUGAAGCGGCGACGAGCGGUGGGCCAGGAGUCAGGGGGAGCUGUGCUCGGCGUGGCUCUGUUCUGCUCCAAGAGGAGAGGGAGGUGGCUGGAGGAGGACACACUGCACCUCCACAAUGCCUCGGCAGAACACACAAACACCUGGUACAACACCCUGAAGGAGCUGCUCACAGGGUUCAGCAUUCGUCCCAGGUAUCUAAAGGUGUUCAUCAACCCCCGCAGCCACAAGAAGGAGGCCGUUCACAUUUACAGAGAACAUGUGGCUCCGCUCUUCAAGAUGGCUGACAUCCGCACUGAGAUCACAGUGACAGAGAGGAAGGGUCAUGCUCUGUCAGUGAUGAAGGAAUGCAAGCUGGAUGAAUAUGAUGGGGUGGUGUGUGUCGGUGGGGAUGGUUCAGUGGCGGAGCUGUGUCAUGCUAUGGUCCUCAGAGCUCAGCUGGAUGCAGAUUCUCCAAAGAAACCAGUGAAAUCAGUGCUGCCCCUGGGAAUCAUUCCUGCUGGUUCUACAGAUGUGGUUUCCUGUUCUGUUCAUGGAGUCAGAGAUCCAGUCACUGCAGCCCUGCACAUUGUCCUUGGUCACCUGCAGCAGGUGGACAUGUGCAGCUACUCGUCUCACGGUCAGCUGAUUCGUUUCGGGUUCUCUGCCAUGUUUGGCUUUGGUGGCCAGAGCUUAGCCCGGGCGGAGAAGAAGAGGUGGAUGCCAUCAUCACGGCGACGAGAGUACGCCUUGAUGAAGACACUGGCCAGGCUGAGACCUGAAGACUGUCAGCUGUCUUUUCUACCAGCGAAGAAGUCAAACAGUAAUUUGUUUCAACAUCAAGACCAGGACCAAGACCCAGAGUCAGAAGGGGAGGAGUCCUGGACAACCAAUCAGGGCCUGUAUCUGAGCAUCAGCAUCAUGUCCAUUCCCUGUCUCAGUCCACACGCACCUAACGGACUGGCUCCCAACACCAGUUUGGCAAAUGGCAGCGCAGCAUUGAUUGCUGUUGGAAACACUUCCAGGUCAGAGUUCAUCAAACACCUGAAGAGAUACAGCAGCUCUAGUGGACAGUUCAGCUUCUCUUUUGUGGAGACGCACGCCGUAUCAGCCGUGAGGAUUCGCCCCCAGUCGCUGAUUGGCUGGUCCGAGGAGGAGAGCGAGGAAGAGGGUGACUCCAAAACCUCUCCCAUCAUCCAAUCAGAGGGAGCCGCUUUCCCCUGGAACAUCGACGGAGAGCUGGUGGAGAUCGCUAACGAAGUGCUCGUCAGGGUCCACCCGCAGCUCAUCACUCUGUACGGGGAGGAGGUGGACGAGGCUGAGUCGACCGUCUCCUGCAACUGCCUCUGAGUCCAGCGGAGGGCGCUGCUGCGUCUGUGUGUUGGGACCAAGACACGUUGCCAUAGUAACCACAAUGACUCAACAGUGCCCUCUCUAGGUCAUGAAAUAAUGUAGAUGUUUCAUAUUAAGUAGCAAAAACACGUAAAAGUAGCGGCCGAGCUUUGCAGCUUCCUGUUUAUGAUGUACGUUAAAGCUACAUGAAUUGAUAAAUGUUUUGGCCGUGUGAUUGAUUACUGCAGCUUUAAUAACCUAUAAGGUAGCUUGUAAGCUUCCUUUAACUCCAAACUACCUGUGCUUUAUGAUAUAAAUGUAUAACGAUAAAGAUGAAUGUUUUAUAUUCAGAUGAAUGUUUACAUUUUACUAUAUUUUAAUCGCCAGCUCUUCUCAGAUGACAUGAUUUGUGUUGCCUAUUUUUAUUACAAUUUUAAUUUAGUUUGAUCUUGUCCAGUCUGUGGCUGAGAGCAAAGAUUCAUCUGUAUUUAGUUUGCGAUUUCAAAGUAAAUACGUGAGAUUUAAAAAAGUAAAUUGAAUCCAACACUGUGAGGAAAAGGAGAACAAACGUAGUCAAGUUUCUUUUUUACUGAUGAUUGUUUGGAGAAGAGCAGCUUUCAACACAAGCAGAACCAAACUGGAUGAGCCCAAUGUGUCCAAAGACUGUAAAAGUUUUAUAUUUGAAUAUAACAGAGCUUUACUUAAUGGCUGUUUUUAUUUAGAAGCUCUUUCAGCUUUUUUAUUAAGCCAAUGCAGAUUUUUAGAGUGACGCUGUGAUCUCGAUGAGAAAAAAACAAGUGAAAGUUGUUAAAAUAGAAAAUACGUCAUUUUAAUGGAAACGUGUUGAUAAAAGCAGUGAGACACUCCAGUGCAGAACAACUUCACAUGAACAAAAACAAUAACAAACUAAUUUAAUAAAAUAUUAAAAACA